GGCCAGUAUGUUCCACUGUCACUAUUUCCGGCUACGUCAACAAUGACACGUGUAUUCAAGAUGGCGGCGGCGAUGGAGAGUUGGACUUUGCUGGUUAUAAUUUCCUUUCUACAUAAUGCUAACACAUUCUAUGUGCCUGGUGUAGCACCAAAAGACUUCCAUCAAAAUGAUCCUGUAGAAAUCAAGGCUGUCAAGCUGACAAGUUCAAGAACUCAGCUUCCCUACGAGUAUUACUCUCUCCCAUUUUGCCAGCCAGAUAAAAUAAUCUACAAGGCGGAAAAUCUUGGAGAGGUUUUGAGAGGAGAUCGAAUUGUCAAUACUCCAUUUCAAAUACAGAUGAACAAUGAUAAAAAAUGUGAAGUUCUAUGUAAUAAACCAAAAAAGCUGACCUUGGACCAUAGCAAACUAAUUGCAGAAAGGAUCAAAGAAGACUAUUAUGUCCAUUUAAUUGCAGACAACCUACCUGUUGCUACUCGGCUAGAGUUUUACCAAAAUAGAGAUGGAGAAGAUGAGCAAAAGAAAGAGAGUCAAAAGGAUGUGCAGUUUGAACAUGGAUACAGACUUGGCUUCACAGACCACAAUAAGGUGUACCUGCAUAACCAUUUAUCAUUUAUCCUCUACUACCAUAAGGAAAAAGUGGAGCAAGAUGGGGAAACUACUUUCAGAGUUGUACGAUUUGAAGUCGUUCCACAAAGUGUGAAACAAGAAGAUUUAAAAGUUGAUGACAAGGGUUUAUGCAGUUUGCCUGAGGCAAGUAGUUCCUCUCCUCAAGAAAUCGACCCCACUAAGGAGCAUGAAGUGCUCUUUACUUAUUCUGUUCGGUGGGAGGAGUCUUCUAUCAAAUGGGCUUCCAGAUGGGAUACCUACCUCACUAUGAGUGAUGUCCAGAUUCAUUGGUUUUCUAUUGUCAAUUCUGUUGUGGUAGUUUUCUUUCUGUCUGGCAUUCUCAGCAUGAUAAUCAUUCGAACUCUGAGAAAGGAUAUUGCUAACUACAAUAAAGAAGAUGACAUAGAGGAUACAAUGGAGGAAUCUGGGUGGAAGAAUGUCCAUGGUGAUGUUUUUCGACCACCACAGUAUCCUAUGAUCCUUAGCUCCCUGUUGGGUUCAGGAAUUCAGCUAUUCUGCAUGGUACUAAUAGUAAUAUUUGUUGCAAUGCUGGGAAUGCUGUCACCUUCUAGCAGAGGAGCUUUGAUGACAACAUCAUGCUUUCUUUUCAUGUUCAUGGGGGUUUUUGGAGGAUAUUUUGCUGGACGUUUGUAUCGGACAUUAAAAGGUCAUAGAUGGAAAAAAGGUGCUUUUUGUACUGCAACUCUGUACCCUGCUGUUGUAUUUGGAAUCUGCUUUAUAUUGAACUGCUUUAUAUGGGGAGAACAUUCUUCAGGAGCGGUACCAUUUCCUACUAUGCUUGCAUUGUUAUGCAUGUGGUUUGGGAUUUCUUUACCUCUUGUCUACUUGGGUUACUAUUUUGGAUUUCGCAAACAACCCUAUGAUAACCCUGUUCGCACUAACCAGAUUCCUCGCCAGAUUCCAGAGCAGAGGUGGUAUAUGAAUAAAUUUGUUGGAAUUCUAAUGGCUGGCAUUCUACCUUUUGGUGCAAUGUUUAUAGAACUUUUCUUCAUUUUUAGUGCUAUAUGGGAGAAUCAGUUUUACUACCUGUUUGGAUUCCUCUUUUUAGUCUUCAUCAUUUUGGUAGUUUCUUGCUCACAGAUUAGUAUUGUAAUGGUAUAUUUCCAGCUUUGUGCAGAGGAUUAUAGGUGGUGGUGGCGUACGUUUUUAGUCUCCGGAGGUUCAGCUUUCUACGUUCUUAUCUAUGCCAUCUUUUAUUUUGUGAAUAAGCUCGAUAUAGUUGAAUUCAUCCCAUCGCUGCUAUAUUUUGGGUAUACAGCAUUGAUGGUGCUGUCUUUUUGGUUGUUAACGGGGACAAUUGGAUUUUAUGCUGCAUACAUGUUCAUACGAAAAAUUUAUGCAGCUGUAAAAAUAGACUGAGACUGAUGAACUCUGUAAAAACCCUUCGUUUGUAUUCACUUGGAGGGCUUCCACCUUGAAAAGGACAACCAGACGGAACAUUUCCAGUUCAGAUUUGAAGCCCAGCUUUCCUCAUUACACAGUGUUGAUAAAUCAUGGACCAAAGGAUAAAAGCUAAAAGUCCCGUUUUUGGGUUGGGAGGGUGGGAUUGUUUGGUUGCAGGAAUGAGGAUCAUUUUUGUACUUCUUUUUUUCUUCUCUCUCUCCUUUUUCUCCUUUCUCCUCCACCCACAAGGUUUACUUACAGAUAAUUUGAAGUCACUGUAUAAAAGUAAUCCCUUAUAGGGUGUCACAUAUAUUUAAAUGCUCUGGGAAAGUAUUUUGAUCUAUUAUUAAAGAAGUUUUGAAGUUAGACUUUUUUUAAUAUAUUAUGCUUCUUUUUGAUGCACUCAUUUGACAUUGUCUGCCUUUAACAUGUUUCCAUUCUGUAUUUUCUAGAAAAUUACUUGAGUGGUAAAUUUCGGUGGCAUAUGUGCUUAUUGCAUGGGUAAGAAAUGAUAGUUAAUAAAGAGGAUGGUAAAUUAGGCACUAGUGUUUUAUUAAAAAAGAAAAAAGCAACAUUUAUGUGGUCACCAUAGUAGGUGCACCCAUUUAAAUUGGUUUGUUUUAGGAAAUAAUGCAGUGCAUUUUGUAAAGAUGUGCAUGAUAUAUACAUUUUAUACAUUCUAACAGUAAAUUAGCAAUUCAUAUGCACCAAACAUGUGCCAGACAUGAUGCAAAAUAUCUGUGUGGAGAAAGAAAACCUUGAUAAUGAUCAAUAUUAAUUUGAUUAAAAACAAAAUAUCAUUUUCAGAAGCACCAGAUAAGUGUCAUACACAUAUGAUAUUGUACAUGUCUGUAAUAGGGUAUCUGCUGGUAACAAUUACAAAAAUUUAUAAACUGUCAGGAAAAUAACUCAUUUCUCAUGAAAAUGCAGAGGUCCUAUAUGAAAUCAUAAUUAUUACUGAGCAUAAAUAUGUCUUUGAAAAUCUUUCAGAAAUUUUUUUUGCGUUUUUCCCAUUUUCUGUGUCUUCUGAAAUGUGAAUGGAAAAAUUUUAGCCAAAAGAUAAACUGCAUUGUAAACAAUUUAUUUUUAUUUUUUUCAUGUUUUAUACUUCAGAUGAUAUCCAUGAGCUUUUUAAAUUGUGUAAUUUUAGUAUCAUUUUGAAGCAAGUUACAAAAGAAACCAAGAAGUGUAUUUUGACAAGUGUCAUUGCAAAUGUAUGCUUGGACAUAAUACUGCUGCAGUUGUGCAUCUCUGAAAGAAAUUAAAGUUAAUGUUUUCAUAUCUCUGGAAUGGGUUUCUUAAAUUGAAUGACAAUGCAGAUUUGACAUUUGUUUGUUGAAUAAGACAUGCAUUUAUUUUGUACUAUAAUAUUAGAUGGGAGUUUUAAAAAGUUUCUAAUGUUAUUGUUCUAUGCUGGUGUUGGUAAACCAAUAAACUGGCACAUAAAUGGAA
Molecule: messenger RNA, 3462 nt
Organism: Polypterus senegalus (gray bichir)
Lineage: Eukaryota; Metazoa; Chordata; Cladistia; Polypteriformes; Polypteridae
Gene: tm9sf4
Product: transmembrane 9 superfamily protein member 4
Exons: 18
Coding region: 43-1986 (647 amino acids)
Biological process (GO): protein localization to membrane
Cellular component (GO): membrane
Source: RefSeq, a predicted model, not a curated record